Molecule: messenger RNA, 3238 nt
Organism: Mizuhopecten yessoensis (Yesso scallop)
Lineage: Eukaryota; Metazoa; Mollusca; Bivalvia; Pectinida; Pectinidae
Product: protein kinase C delta type-like
Exons: 18
Coding region: 690-2747 (685 amino acids)
Biological process (GO): protein phosphorylation
Molecular function (GO): diacylglycerol-dependent serine/threonine kinase activity; ATP binding
Source: RefSeq, a predicted model, not a curated record
UUCUCUGUCUACUGGUGAGACUUCACGAGAAUCACCCAGGUAGAACGUAGGGUUACCUGUAAGCCUGUCUGGAUAUGUACGUCCUGGUUGCACAGGUAGAAAUCACACCCUAGCUCAAGACCUAUUGUGCCAUAUCACAUUAUUUGGGUACAUGUACGGAUACACAACAUUUCUCCAUUUUACUUGGGAAACUCAGGCCCAGUACUAAGAAAAUCUACACCUGGACAGUGAUUGAAAGGACCUGUAUACAGUGUAUGCUAACAAGGGAAACAGACAGGAAGAUGCUGAACUGUGAUUAUAGAUUUAAUCGUAUACAGCACACCUGGCUAUUAUAGGGUAUGAUUGGAUUCACCAGCCUCAUUAUCCUACCUGUCUCUACCUGUACUUAUUGAUGGGAAUAUAUAUCGGGUGUAAUCGGAUGGAGUUCCAGACCUAACGUCAAAUUUAACCUGUCAUACAGUCAGAUUAAUCUCAUCAUAUCUGGGCUGACAGUUGUGUGUUUACAAUAUCUGUAAUUGAUUUACAGUGGUGAAAUAAUGACAAAACGACAUUAGUUGGAGAUUUGGAAUUAUCAGGCAUAUAUGUGAGACAUUUAUUGGUCAUAAGGGAUUUAAAAAUUCCAUUUUACAGCAAGGUGUAUGACCAGGGGAGGAAGUGAUCUGUAGCCAUAGCAACCACAGAACGACAAAAUGGCCAAGAUUGGUUUUAUACGAGUGAAACUCCUAGAGGUGGAGAAGGGUGCCUUGAUGGAUUCGAAUGCCGGCGACCUGUUUGACCCCUAUGUGGCGAUCAACGUGAAAGAGUCCGUUAACACACCAGGUCGAGGAACACAACUUGUACAGAAGAAGAGAACGAUUUAUCCAGAGUGGAAUACGUGCUUCGAUGCCCAUCUGUACGAGGGGCGAGUCAUAAACAUGAUCGUCAUGGAAAGACCCAAUCGGCUGCUUGCUGAGGUCACCCUCUCCUCACAGGCUCUAGCAGAGAAAUGCAAUGACGGCAACAUAGCUACAGUCUGGCUGGAGUUAAAGCCGUCGGGUCGUCUACAAAUACAAGUGAGAUACUUCUCCGAAAACGAAGAACAAGUUCCACCUUUAGCAGAGCCGAAUAAGGUCAACACAGGGGGUGCUAUCACACGUCGGCGUGGUGCCAUAAAACAACAGAAAGUUCAUGAGGUCAAAGGGCAUCAGUUCAUUGCCAAAUUCUUCCGUCAACCUACCUACUGUUCCUUCUGUAAUGAGUUUCUAUGGGGUUUAAACAAACAAGGCUAUCAGUGCAAAAUGUGUAAUUGUGCAGUCCACAAAAAAUGUCACGACAAAAUUCUUGGACAGUGUCCAGGAAGUGCCAAGGACAGUCGGGAAACAAAGAUGAUGUCAGAGAGAUUCAAUAUCAAUGUCCCACACAAGUUCAAGGUCAAUAACUACAUGUCUCCCACCUUCUGUGAUCACUGCGGAACUCUUCUGUAUGGCCUUUUCCGACAAGGCCUCAAGUGUGGAGUUUGUGGAGUCAACUGCCACAAGAAAUGUGAGAAAUUCAUGCCAAAUUUAUGCGGAGUCAAUCAGAAACUUCUUGCAGAAGCUCUCGGAGAAGUUCGGAAAACACCAGGUGCCGUUAAAUUACCCAAUAGCAACUCCACCACAAAUUUAAUUCCUGAGGAUAGUUCCGAUGAAGACAGUCCCAGCUAUGAGAAGAUCUGGGAUAAGAGUGGUGGCCCUCCACUGGACCCUCCCCUCAGGGCUGGCAUCCCCAAGAGGAAGUUUGCUCCUUCAGAAUUCACCUUCCUCAAAGUACUUGGCAAAGGCAGCUUUGGAAAGGUCAUGUUGGCCGAGUUGAAAGGUCAGAAGAAGUUCUUUGCGAUCAAGGUGCUGAAGAAAGACGUGGUUUUGGAGGAUGAUGAUGUGGAGUGUACUUUGAUAGAGAAGCGAGUCCUGGCCCUUGGUUGUAAUCACCCCUACCUCACCCACCUCCACAGCACCUUCCAGACCCCCAGUCACCUGUUUUUUGUUAUGGAGUACCUAAAUGGUGGUGACUUGAUGUUCCAUAUACAAGUAUCUGGAAAGUUUGAUAUCCCCCGAGCUCAACAGAGUUAUGUUCACCNAUUGCUUUUUCCAUUCUUUUUGCAUUAUUUACUCAACAGAGAUUUGAAAUUAGACAAUGUCAUGCUAGACCGUGACGGCCACAUCAAAAUCGCUGACUUUGGGAUGUGCAAAGAGGCUGUAUUCAACGAUAACAAGGCGACGACUUUCUGUGGCACACCAGAUUACAUUGCUCCGGAGAUCCUGAAGGGAUGGCGAUACAACGCGUCUGUUGAUUGGUGGUCCUUCGGUGUCCUCCUAUACGAGAUGAUGAUUGGGCAAUCUCCCUUCCACGGUGACGAUGAGGAUGAUCUCUUCCACUCCAUUCUACACGACACACCACACUAUCCAAGAUGGCUGCCAAAGGAAGCUGCACAAAUCCUUAGUCUGCUGUUCAUCCGACAGCCCAAUGAGAGGAUGGGCAUGCCUGGCUGUACCUCUGGGCCAAUAAAAUCACAGCCAUUCUUCAAAAACAUCGAUUGGGAACGCAUGGAGGGCAGACAAGUGGAACCACCGUUCAGACCAAAGAUCAAAAGCGAUAGCGAUUUCUCAAACUUUGACUCCGACUUUACCGCCGAGAAGCCAAAUCUGACUCCUCCAGACAAGGACCUAAUAAAGACCAUGGAUCAACGUGUGUUCACAGGUUUCAGUUUCACGAGCUCAUCGGCUUUGUGAGGGCAGCAUUCUCUAGGAUUAAUUCUGGACCUGGGAAUAAUCAUUUAACAUUCAUAUCACUGAAUAAUGGAGGAACUAAUCAUACAGACUUAUUACAAUGUGAUUCUAUGACGACAGUUUGAAUGAAAAUAUUGAGAUUCUUGAUCGAUUUGUAUCCUUAAGAUCCCUGUUCUGGUUUUUACCAUACAGCGGUUUCCUGGUGAAGCUUGGUUUUGUUUGAAGCCAUUGCCUUUCACCAAUCAAUGAUGUGAAAAUGUGUUUUGAAGGCGAUAGUUGGACUUAAGAUAUAUGGAAGUGUUCCUAGAGUGUUUUCUGAUGUUUGAGAUUUGAAGAAGAAUAUUGCAAUAUCUUAUGUCCCGUGAUUCGUGGUUGAUAUCAUCUGCUGUAGCUAUGGUAACUGAAGUGAUUCCCGAGUGACCAACAAACACUUUAAAUUAGUGGUCGCCUGUCAACAUGACAGGAACAUACAACACUAUGGUCCCUAUGGUACC